Planococcus citri (citrus mealybug) is the source of this 1417-nucleotide messenger RNA. RefSeq names its product transcription initiation factor TFIID subunit 11-like. The transcript is spliced from 5 exons. Bases 181 to 1032 code for a protein of 283 amino acids. The record is from RefSeq and is a predicted model, not a curated record. NCBI's taxonomy places the organism in Eukaryota, Metazoa, Arthropoda, Insecta, Hemiptera, Pseudococcidae.
UUGAUUGUGUUUGCAAAAAAAAAACAACAAAACGAUAUGAACAGAGAUUAUAAGUAAACAAUUGAAAAUAAAUUAACUUUUGACGUUACACACUCGUAUUGAAUAAUCUUCCUGAAUAAUUUUGUGCCGAAAAUUCCAUAGGAAUAACUGCUCUAAUCUAAGAACCUCAAACACACAUCCAUGUCUCCUAGAAAAUCUCGCACAGCUGCGAUUCAAGCCAGCAAAGCACUACAAUCGAGUAAAAAACAACCUACUCCAACCAGAGCUAAAAAGAAACCCGAACCAAAGAAAAAACAAACGGAAAAGUCUCCCAAAGCGCUAAAAAAUAAAAAGAAAACAGAACCUGCUGUGGUCACCAAAUCCAACACAUCGAAACAGACAACCAGCGAAAACACGCCGGAAAAUGAUUCUCCAACGAAAUCUAACAUCAAGAGGAGAAAAGUAAUCCAUCAAGAUCGUUUGUUGAAUGUAAUCAAUCAAAUUGGCGGUACUGUAGGUGAAAUCGGUGUUACCGUAGAAAAAGAUGGAAACAAUACAAGCGAACUCGACCAAAACGCGACAGAAACCGAAACAACCGAAAUGGAAGAAAUACCAUUGAGUGAAGCUGUACAAAACCAGGUUGACGAAGAAAACAGAACUGACACCGAAGUCAGCGAACAGCGUACCAUUUACUCUUGCAAAUUCUGCAACAAAGAUUUCUCAUCAGCGUUCGUAUUAUUUUUACAUAUUCGUAUACACGAGAAAGUAGGCAGCAUAACAGAACCUGCCGCAGAAGCCGAACCUGCACAACCUGCUGAGCAAGAAGAGUACGACAGCGAAGAAGACUCCGACGACGAACCUCAAAUAAAAGAAGAAGUAAUCGAAGAGAUCACUAUUCCCGAUGCGGACGAUGAAGACGAAGCUCAAACCGAAGUUGAUCCGUUGCAAGUCAACGAUCCACCGAAAACCGAAUUCGUCGGUAUUAUAAAUAAGAAUUUUGUCGAAAAUUUAAAGAAAAAUUUAUCUUUGGCGAUGAAUAGGCAAAUCAAUUGAUACUAUCGUCUUCCUUUUUAUGUGUUCGUAGUUUAAUUAACAUUUUUUUGUAAAUAUUUAUCCUCGAUUCCUCCGCUAUCUCGUCGUUAGCAUGAUUUUUUAAUCACGCGAAAGUAUCUAAAAGCCUAUAGCAAUGGAUACUCCAUAAAUCAGCCUAGCUGAGUAUAAAUAAGUAGGUUUAAUUAGUUAAUUAUGACGUUGAUUUCGACGAAUUUUGUAAAUCGGUUUUGACAAAUGGUCAGAUCUUUAUAACAGGGUAUUUUUUUUAGUAACUCUUAUGUGAUGUGUACUUUCUGUCUUGUAUAUUAUUUUUAUUUAUUACACGAAUCGUUACGAUCGUGUGACGCGAGUUGUAAAUGCAAAGUAUACCGUAAAUUGCACUAUA